AUAUAUAUAUAUAUAUAUAUAUAAUCUGUUAUUCCUUAUCUUUUACCAUCACUGUCAUUUCAUUUCCAUUUUGGUUUUCAUUUCCAUUUUCAAAUCCAAUUUUCACUUUUCAUUUUCACUUUUCAUUUUUCAUUCCACCCUUCACAUAUAAUAUAAACGAAAAUGUCCGACAAAGAAGCUUUAAGAGUAUUUGCUAGACAACCUGUAAGUCAAGAUAUGAUUGAUAUACUAGUAACAACUACUAAAUCUAUUAUUCAAGUUAGAAAUCCCAAACCUCAAUAUAGUUUAAUUCCUUCAGUUAAAUCAGUUAAUAUGUUAGUUGGACCAAAAUCAAGUAUAUCAUUAGUUAAUUUUAUAAAGAAUUUAAUUAAAUAUUCUAAUGUUCAAACUCCAACAUUAAUGGCUACUUUAGUUUAUCUUAAUAAAUUAAGAAAUAUUUUACCAGCUAAUGCUAUUGGAAUGGAAACUACAAGACAUCGAAUUUUUCUUGCUGCUUUAAUUGUUAGUGCUAAAUCUUUAAAUGAUCAAUCUCCUUUAAAUAAACAUUGGACAAAAUAUACUGAUGGUUUAUUAACUAAUGAAGAAGUUAAUAUGGCUGAACGGGAAUUAAUUGGGAUGUUAAAAUGGGAUAUUUCAAUUAAAGAAGAUGAAUUAAUUAUAGCUUUACAACCUUUCUUGACUAAUAUCAAGGAUCAACUUGUUCAACGUAUGGAAGAAGAAAAUAAUCAAAAACUCAAUUAUUACAGAUUAUCCAAUUCUUUCAGCAACAGAAGUAUUUCUUCAAGAUCUUCAUCAAGAAGUUCAUUAUCUUCUUAUAAUUCUUCAUUAUCUUUAAAGAAUUCUCACUCCAAUUAUUCUUUACAAAGUUCGAAUUCUUCAAAUUCAUCUUACAGUUUGAAUAAUAUUAAUGAAGAUAUUAUAGAAGGUGGACUGAAACCAAGAAGAAUUCCAUUAUCUAAUAAAUCGACUAAUUUACUUAAUUUACCAUAUUCAAGCACAACUUCAACUCAACUUCCUUUAGAUAUUGAGAAACAAGAUAAAAAUUUAUUCCUUAAUUUGGCUAAUUCAGGGAGAAUAAUAUCUUCAUAAUAAAGAUUUCAAAACAUUCAUUCAAUGUAUCAUUAGUCACUAUUUCCCUUGCCUUAGUUUCAUUUCAUUUCAAUAACAUACUCUUCAUAAUAAUUUAGUAUACCCCUUUGUUCAAAUUUAUUUAUUUCUUCCGUACAUUUGACAUUUUAAAUUGUCUAAUUACAUUUCAUUUGGGACCUGUUUAAUAAUUAUAUAUUUAUAUACAAGUUAUUUAAUUAA
Scheffersomyces amazonensis is the source of this 1308-nucleotide messenger RNA. It is a transcript of the gene PCL2, whose product is annotated as cyclin. Gene Ontology annotation, molecular function: protein kinase binding; cyclin-dependent protein serine/threonine kinase regulator activity. NCBI's taxonomy places the organism in Eukaryota, Fungi, Ascomycota, Pichiomycetes, Serinales, Debaryomycetaceae. Gene Ontology annotation, cellular component: nucleus; cyclin-dependent protein kinase holoenzyme complex. Gene Ontology annotation, biological process: regulation of cyclin-dependent protein serine/threonine kinase activity. The transcript has a single exon. The record is from RefSeq and is a predicted model, not a curated record. The coding region runs from base 163 to 1089 and encodes 308 amino acids.